AUGAGUCUACUGUCAUGGAACUGUCGAGGCCUUGGAAGAGCCUCAACAGUGCGAGGUCUGAAACACCUCGUUAAAAAAUCUUCACCUCUAGGCCUUUUUCUUAUUGAAACAAAGUCGAGUAUUGGAAAAAUGGUGAAAUUAGCAAAAGGUUUACCUUUCGAUAAUCACAUUGUCGUUGAAGCAGCUAACAGAGCAGGUGGCAUGGCUCUUUUUUGGAAUUCUGCUCUAGGUUGGACGGUCAUGUAUAAAUCCAAAUGGAUUAUAGGAGUUCGCACCUACCUUCCUAAUGGAACUGAAUGCAGCAGCUGGUUUUGUUAUUGCCCGGCGGAGAAGGCUCUCAGACAUUCCUUCUGGACUGAAUUAUCGAAGGCCAUAUCUUCAGGGAGUGAAGUGUGGAUGUGUAUGGGGGAUUUCAACGAUAUUAUUGAUCAAGAAGAGAAGAUUGGAGGUAGAAAAGUCACAAGCAAAUCAAACUAUUUUUUGAGGAACUUUAUCGCUAACAUGGGAGCCUUAGACCUCGGUUUUUGUGGCACAAUGUAUACAUGGUGUAAUCGACGGGGGGGCACUGCAAAUAUCAGAGAACUCCUUGACCGAGUCUUAGCAAGCCCAGAUUGGAGAAUCCUCUUCCCUCAAGCAGGGGUCAUACACCUACCCCCAGCAGGCUCAGAUCAUCUCCCUCUCAAGCUUACUAUGACACAAGAUCACCCAACCACACCCAGGCCCUUUCGCUUCCUGGAAGUAUGGACCCGAGACCCCUCUUGCGAAUCAAUCAUCAAAGAAGCUUGGAGUAGUAGCUCUCAUAACCGGUCCAGAACAUCUCUCAGGUUUAAACUCUCAAACACUGCUAGAGCCUUAAAGAGGUGGAACAAAGACAACUUUGGUUUCUGUCACACAAAGAUCAACGACCUAGAAGCCUUUCUUUCCUAG
Ziziphus jujuba (common jujube) is the source of this 927-nucleotide messenger RNA. RefSeq lists its product as uncharacterized. The record is from RefSeq and is a predicted model, not a curated record. Gene Ontology annotation, molecular function: catalytic activity. The transcript has a single exon. The coding region runs from base 1 to 927 and encodes 308 amino acids. Lineage: Eukaryota; Viridiplantae; Streptophyta; Magnoliopsida; Rosales; Rhamnaceae.